Osmia bicornis bicornis is the source of this 3117-nucleotide messenger RNA. It is a transcript of the gene Keap1, whose product is annotated as kelch-like ECH-associated protein 1. The transcript is spliced from 7 exons. Gene Ontology annotation, molecular function: protein binding. The coding region runs from base 1118 to 2977 and encodes 619 amino acids. The record is from RefSeq and is a predicted model, not a curated record. NCBI's taxonomy places the organism in Eukaryota, Metazoa, Arthropoda, Insecta, Hymenoptera, Megachilidae.
CAUCAAUGCUUAAAAUCCUUCACCGAGUUUGCUACAUCAUCCUUUCUUGCAUAUUUACAUUGCUUUAAUAGAUUUUUUCUCAGAUAAUGACGAGCAGACUCCAUAUACAAUGCAUAUAUAUAUGCACGUGGCAAACUGUGCAGUCUAUACAAUGCACUAUUCGAUCUUCACGGAAAGAUGUGAUUUUUGAAAAAAAAAAAAAAAAAAAUCAUCAUCAUCUGAAACCAAUGGUUCAAAAGUGCACAAAGCGUUCUCAAAGCUAGAGAAGGAAUGCUACGUGGAUAAAGCUACGUGCUUCGUCAAGCCAGGCACAAGCGACAGAAUUGCAAGUCAUUCACGUCAUUUACGAUCACGAGUGCUGUUUCACUGUCGGACUUUCGCUUGUGUUUGUUUCGCGCGCGAUUCGUGAUAACCGAAAAAGUAUUUCUCACCGAUCGUUUCGGCAGGGCACAAGUCACGAUUAUACAGUGACAUGUAAAUAUAUACAUUGAUUCUACAUUAAUUAUCGUUCCUAUAAGCUCGAUCUUCUAUCCGCUCGUCUACUUAUUUCAUUUUUUCUUUUUUUCCUUUUCUUUUUAGUUCGUUUCGUAUAUACAAAUACACAACUGGCGUUAUAUCGGGCAUAGGCGGAAUACACGUUCUUCAUUCACAAGAUCGAGAAUAGUAUAGAUGAAUUCCUUGUCAGUUUUUAAAAAUUUACUAGCGUCGAGCUGUACGCAUAAUAUAACGCAUCGAGAAUAGUCUAUAACGGUGUGAUAGUGACGAAACGAUUUAUCAAAUGUUUCAAUCAGACAAAGGGAAAACUGUCAGUGUUUUAAGAUCACGUAAAAGCACGUGCGUAUGUUAAUUUGUGCAUUUGACGUGGCUAACGUUCUGUUAACAUCGUAUUUAUCGAGGGACAGGCCCGGGGAUAUACUUGUCCAAUCCCUGCGUCAUCGUGCAACAUCAAUGAAUUAGUCGUCAAUUAUAUCUUGUAUGAAUUAUGAUUGUUCAGUUGCACCUUCUUUCCCCAUCUUACUUCGGUUGAUGUACAAAAAAUCAUCGAGCAACGAAUUUUCUGUAUAAUUUAUACUCUUCUGUAUAUUUUGGCGACUUUUCAAUCACACAGUUCACUUUAAUGGAUGAAGAAGAUUGUUUUAUAAAAAAAGAAGCUCCAGGUAGCUUCAAGUCUGAAAAUGUUGCAUCCAAUUCAUCGUUCAUGACAGACGACAAGGGCUUAGAAUUCACGGAGAAACAUGGAGACCUGGGUGACAUGACAUUUCGUAUGGCCAAUUACAUUAAAGAUGUUAUGAAAAUGAUGUUCAUAAUGCGUAGCCAUCAUAUGCUCACCGAUGUUGUACUGGAAGUAGGCUCUGAAUUGUUCUACGCGCACAAAGUUAUUUUAGCCGCAGCUAGUCCGUAUUUUAAGGCAAUGUUCACAGGAGGUUUGAAAGAGUCUGAAAUGACCAGAGUAAAACUUCAAGGUGUCUCUCCGACAAGUAUGGCGCGUCUCCUGUACUUUAUGUAUACAGGUCAAGUAAGAGUUACAGAGAUCACAGUGUGUUCGCUUUUAUCGGCAGCCACCAUGUUCCAGGUUAGUAAUGUGAUUGAUGCGUGUUGUGUUUUCUUGGAAAGACAGUUAGAUCCAACGAAUGCUAUUGGAAUUGCAAAUUUUGCCGAACAACACGGCUGUCAGAGUUUGUAUCAAAAAGCGAAUCAGUUUAUUGUUCAACAUUUUAGUCAAAUAUGUCAAGAGGAAGAGUUUCUACAGUUAUCAGCGAUACAGUUGAUAACGCUAGUGAGAAAGGAUGAGCUGAAUGUUCAGGAAGAGAGAGAAGUUUACAACGCUGUGUUAAAGUGGGUCAAGUACAAUGAAGAAGCGAGAGGGCCUAAAAUGGAGCACAUACUGCACGCAGUUAGAUGCCAGUAUCUUACGCCGAACUUUUUACGAGAACAAAUGAAGAAUUGCGACGUUUUGAAGAAAGUACCUGCGUGCCGAGAAUACUUGGCACAAAUCUUUAAGGAUUUAACCCUUCAUAAGAAACCGAUUGUUAAAGAAAGAACACCCAAUACGCGAAGAGUGAUAUAUAUAGCGGGUGGUUUCUUGAAACAUUCUUUAGACGUUUUAGAGGGUUACAAUGUGGAUGAAAAAACUUGGACCCAACACGCGAAACUAAUCGUUCCUAGGUCCGGUUUGGGCGGAGCGUUCUUAAAGGGUAUGUUUUACGCAGUCGGUGGAAGAAAUAAUUCACCAGAAAAAACAUACGACAGUGAUUGGGUAGACAGAUAUAAUCCAGUGAUGGAUCAAUGGAGAACUUGUAGCCCAAUGUCCAUGCCAAGACAUCGGGUAGGAGUGGCUGUGAUGGAUGGUUUGUUAUAUGCUGUCGGUGGUAGCGCAGGUGCAGAAUAUCACAAUAGCGUUGAAUGUUACGAUCCAGAGCACGAUGCGUGGAGCAACGUAAAACCGAUGCACAUCAAGAGGUUAGGGGUUGGAGUAGCGGUAGUUAAUAGAUUAUUGUACGCCAUUGGUGGCUUUGAUGGAGUGGAUCGACUCAACUCGGUGGAAUGUUACCAUCCUGAAAACGACGAAUGGACAAUGGUUUCAUCUAUGAAGUGCAGUCGUUCAGGAGCUGGAGUCGCUAACCUUGGACAGUACAUAUAUGUUGUAGGAGGAUACGAUGGAACUAGACAAUUGAAUUCUGUUGAGAGAUACGACACGGAGAAAGAUACGUGGGAAUUUGUUAGUAGCGUUACUAUUGCUCGUAGCGCGCUCAGUGUUACAGUACUAGAUGGAAAAUUGUACGCGAUGGGAGGGUACGAUGGUGAACACUUUUUAAGUAUUGUAGAAAUUUAUGAUCCUGCUAAAGAUACAUGGGAACAGGGUGUUGCCAUGACUUCAGGGAGAUCAGGUCAUGCGAGUGCAGUGUCUUAUCAUCAGUGUCCUAUACACUGUGAUCAUUUAGAUCACAAUAUAUCGUUAGAAAAGCCACCAUCGUGAUACGUGUAAUUAUUGAAACCAUUGAUUCAGCUAUUUGUACGAAUAGCUGGAUUACAAACUUUAGCCUAGGAAGAUUAAUAUUAAAAGAAGAAAUAAAAUAAUGAAAUCAAUUGUUGAAGCAAUAAACGAAUUAUCGAUUA